Messenger RNA from Eleginops maclovinus (Patagonian blennie), 2289 nucleotides. Its product is annotated as transmembrane protein 200C. The transcript has 2 exons. NCBI's taxonomy places the organism in Eukaryota, Metazoa, Chordata, Actinopteri, Perciformes, Eleginopidae. The record is from RefSeq and is a predicted model, not a curated record. Bases 140 to 1678 code for a protein of 512 amino acids.
CUGGAAACCACUCUUCCACACUCGGCACCAAAGUGGCGCACGACGACAUGUAGCUGAAGGACGAGUGCGCCUUUGAAGAUGCUUGAUUAUCGAGGCACAAUUUCUGGUUGAGUGACAAGCCUGCUGUCCAGUCUCCACCAUGAUAGCCACAGGUGGCCUGUUGCGCAUGAACAGGCGCCAGGACUCCCUCCGCUCAAAAAACCGGGCGGAAAACAAAAGGAAGCGGAAAUCCAAGAAAAAGAAGAAGAACGACGUGGUGGUGGUGAAGGGGAAGCUCAAUCUGUGCUCCCCGGCCGGUUUUGUUGCUGCGGUGGGAGUCGCAGUUCUCAUGGUGGGGAUUUCCAUGGCCGUACUGGGAUACUGGCCGAGUCAGAGCCAGCAGCAGUACCAGGAGCGCCGCCGAACUGGAGGAUACCAAUCGAACAGGAUGAGCUACUCCAAAAGUCCACCUUCUCCCUCUAACUUGACGCAUGAUAACCCUCCACCAGUACAGACAACUUUGUUAAACCAGAGCCAUUCUAACAGCAGCUCCCCCGACUCCUCCCGUCACUGUGGCUUCCUGUGUGACUUCCUGAAUAAUUACCUGUACUCGGACAAUCUGAAAGUGUUCGGGCCACUGGUGAUGGGAAUCGGCAUUUUCCUCUUCAUCUGCGCCAAUGCAGUCCUCCAUGAAAACCGAGACAAGAAAACCAAAGUCAUCAACCUGAGGGAUAUCUACUCCACCGUCAUAGAUCUACACAGCAUCCGGUCGAAGGAGUACUCGCCUCUUAAUGGUUUGGUGAACUACACUCAAUCAAGGAGUGCCGAGGGCCCGUCGGGGACGUUCCCUGCUAGCGGUAUGCUGACUCGUGGCUCCUGGCCCUCCACGGGACUCGGUUUACAGGGUGAGUUGGGCGCCGAUGAUGUGUUCAGACGGCCGUCGUUGUCCAGCAGGCCUCAGAGCUGGUCGAGAGAUGUUCAGACCUUCACCGACACGGUCUACAGCAUCUACAAGGACUACAGCAAUAGCAGCGAGCAGGCCCCGCAGCCCCGACAGUGGGAGACCACCUCCAUCGUCACGUCCUCUGUGAACGCUUUCACCCUCCCUGUGAUCAAACUGAACAACUGUGAGGUGGAGGAGUCCCAGCGAGCGGAGGCAGAGGGACACUCGGAGGAGGAGGUGGUUAUUGAGACAGUUGUGGAAACAGAGGAAGUACAAGCCAGCCGCAGCCAGACUGAUGCCGAGCAGAAGGACACCUCGGCGGCAGAUCCACCCCCACAGCCCCAUCAGAGCCACGAGGACAUAACCAUGGAUAUGGCUGACCCACAGGGGCCACCGCAGGCUGAGGAUCAAGGACAGUGGACCCAGCUGUUUCCUCCAUCACCUGUUGUCAGGGCGAUAGGGUCACAGCUGUCGCUAACCUCCCUAACAGAUCAGCCCAGGCCGGUACGCCGCUGCAGCCUGUCUGUGUCUGGGGGUCGUCAGGGCGACAGGGCCAGGCGCUUCAGCUGCCCUCGUCUGGAGCGAUCCAACAGUAAGGGCUACAUCAAACUCGCUGACCUAGGGGGGGAGUCCUUCGAGGCCCCCGACACAGACACUUCUUUAGUGGCUACUGAACAGGAAAUUGCAGCGGACGCAGAGGGAGAAGCUCAGGGAGAGGACGAUCUGGUGACACCCAGCACCUCUGCGGAAUCAUAGAUUAAUUUUUUGCUGAUGAGCCUCUGAAAACGUUUUGAUGUCUUGUUCUUUGCUUGGUUCCUUCUUCUCCGAUUUCUAAUGGGAAGCUGGCCGUUAAAGACGGACGUAAACGAGGAGAGAAAGCAGCUAAGGACUAUUGAAACAUAGCCAUGAAAACUCAAGAGCACAGCUCUUUAUAAAUACCACAUCCACAGCUCAAUAUUCAGAUGUAAUUUUUCUAUUUUUUCAAUGUAGCAAGAGCAAUACUAAAGACUUGUAAGAAGAUUUAGUAAAGAUUUGUAUCAAAAAACGAAAAUAUGAUCUGAUGAAUUUUAACUUUUCUUUUCUAUAACAGUAGGGCAAACAUUGUAGCUUGUAGUAUUGCCAAAACUGUCACCGAGAACUACCGUCUGACAUGUUGUCCUGUAGCAUUAAAACAUGCCACAGAAAAUCAAUUAGUCUAGAAUUGUUUCUCUACAUUGUUAUGUGAAUAUCACGUAAAUAGGUGAACUGAAUUGAAUCUCAGGUAGACGUUUGGUUUAGGAUCGGGACCUUGAGGACAAGGUCUUCCCAAUGUUCACAUUUGUUAUAUGAAGCAUUCAUGGUUGAAUAAAAUUAACUGUAACACCUCC